AUGGAGAAAUUUUCCCAGUUUCGGGAUCGAGGCUCGGGCAUUGCGCCCUUCCUCCCCAUUCCCUCCGAGCCGCUUGGCCUGCAAGCACCCAUCCGGGUCUUCCUCUUUUGCUUUCGCUUACCCUUAUUCAUCUUUGUGACCCUGGCCUAUUUCCUCAUUUUGCAAUGGCUUCCCAUUGGAUCACUGGGCAAGAAGGCUGCGUUGUGGUGCAUUCUUGGCGUCCCGAGCAUCUGGUGGAUUGACCUCCAGGUGGAUGGUGUUCGGAAAGGCUCUCUUUCCAAGCAACGGCAAGCUCGUCUUCCCCAGCCCGGCUCCGUGAUUGCCUCUUCAUUCACCUCCCCCAUCGACGCGAUCUAUUUGGCGGCGAUUUUCGAUCCAAUCUUCACCGCAUCCUACCCAAACACCCGCCAGGUUGAGCGCAUAUCUCUUCUCCAGGCCGUCCUACGAGCUUUUGCAUCACCCUCGACCCGCCCCAAGCCCGGGACCCAGCUGGUGGACGUCGCCAGCCUGGUCGAGCAGUACCCGAGCCGACCGAUAGUGAUCUUCCCGGAAUGCACCACUACCAACGGCCGCGCAAUCUUGCCCCUGAGCGAAUCGUUACUCGGUGCUGCCUCCAAGACCAAGAUCUUCCCCGUCAGUCUGCGGUACAGCCCCGCAGAUGUCGUGACUCCUCUUCCGGGAAGCUACAUCAGCUUCCUGUGGACGCUGCUCAGCAAACCGACACACGGCAUCCGCGUGCGUAUUGCCGAGGCUGCGGCAAUCGCCCGCAGUCCGCUGGACACUCCGCCCAGCCGCUCAACACGGAAGUCGACCUACAACACCAAUUACCUCGAUACUCUGGACGAGUUGGCUGCCGACAGUGAGGCAGUGAUGGAAAAGGCGAUGCUGGAUCAUGUGGGAGAAGCGCUCGCUCGCAUGGGCCGGGUCAAGCGCGUGGGCCUGGGCGUCAAGGAGAAGCAAGAUUUUGUACGCAUGUGGACCAAGACUCGGUCUACGUGGUGA
Messenger RNA from Penicillium cinerascens, 1002 nucleotides. RefSeq names its product lysophosphatidic acid acyltransferase LOA1. The record is from RefSeq and is a predicted model, not a curated record. The coding region runs from base 1 to 1002 and encodes 333 amino acids. The transcript has 3 exons. Lineage: Eukaryota; Fungi; Ascomycota; Eurotiomycetes; Eurotiales; Aspergillaceae.